AUGGACCUGUUCUCCGCCGCCUGCGAGAACAUCGGUCUGGUCAUCAACACGCAGAAGACGGUGGUGAUGCACCAACCUCCGCCCUACUCCGCCACACCCCACAACGCGCCGACGCAAAUCAGCGUGAACGGAACCCAACUGCAAGUGGUGGAGAAAUUCCCGUACCUGCGUAGUACUCUCUCCCGCAACACCCAGAUCGACGACGAAGUCGCCAACAGGAUCUCGAAAGCCAGUCAAGCCUUCGGUCGCAUCCAAAGCACAGUUUGUAAUCGUCAUGGACUCCAAUUGCGCACGAAGCUGAAGAUCAACAAGGCGGUCAUCCUGCUGACCUGCUAUAUAGCGCGGAGUCCUGGACGGUGUACACAAAGCAGGCACGUCGUCUGAACCACUUGCAACUCAGUUGUCUGCGUCGCAUCCUGAGGCUGAUUUGGCAGGAUCGCAUCCCCGACACUGAUGUGCUGGAAUGGACCGGAAUCCUCAGCAUCUACACCAUGCUGAGACAAAUACAACUGCGUUGGAGCGGCCAUCUGGUGCGCAUGGACGACGAGCGACUAAAAAAACAACUCUUCUACGGAGACGUCGUGACGGGUUCUCGCCGCCAAGAAGGCCAAAUUUUUCGACAAAUGAAUACUCUGAAUUCCUACCUGAAGCGUGUUCAAGUUAACCCGACACACUGGGAUGACCUGUCCCAAAACCGACCUAAAUGGUUCAGGACAUUUAAGACAGGUGCUGCGGUCUAUGAAGCCAACCGCAUCGCUGCCGCCGAAAUGAAGCGUAAAGCACGCAAAUCAAGUCUGCGCAGACGCACAACCGCCUCCAACGUGUCCUGGAUGUCAACGGACAAUCCGCGCACGAAGUAUACUUAUUGUACACCUCCGGUUAAACUGCACCUCUCGGACCGCGCCAAGCAUCUUUCAACCCCCCCCCCUCUUCCUCGUCCUCUCCGCGUCCAACUAACUCUGACAGCUCUUCUGAACCGUCAAUUUCAUCCUCCUAAUCCUCCUCCUAAUUCUCCUCCUACUCCUUAUCUUCCCAUCUUCUUCUUCCUCUUCCUCCUCCUCCUCCUCCUCCUCCUCCUUCUCCUUCUCCUCCUCCUCCUCCUCCUCCUCCUCUUCCACUGCCCCAUCGACGACUGCUCAGGCGGUCGUCAGGUACAUAAACAACCCUGAUACUACAACCGACACCACAUCCCAUGCCCCUUUAUAUUUUUAACUUAAUGAAGGAGUAUAAUAAGGUUUUAAAGAAGUUUUCUUAUUGCCGAAAAAUUUGGAUACAACAACCGACACCACAUCCCCUGCCUCCGACUCCAUCGAACAGGAUCAGGUCUGCACCUGUCCUCACUGCGACCGCACCUUCACCUCACACUUCGGUCACUUGCGAGUCUACCUCUCAGAGGCUCUCGUCUCAGUGCCUGGAGCACCAACCUACACCCACCGCACACGCCUCCCCUCUCAAAACGGUUCUCGCACCUUCCGGCAUCGCAUGGGUCUAUUCGAUCACAUGCGCAUUCACGAGAGCAGAAUUGGCCGCAUUCUCGACACACCUACACCGCCGAGCCCCACUCCCAAUUCAUCGCCUAUUGCACCCACCAACCUCUCCGCAACCGACGUCUAUGCCACCGACUUUACCACACCUCGUUCCUCCUCUUCCUACUACUCUUCCUUCUUCGCUGACACAACGACGUAUGUCGCGUACGACAACGGAUUUUAG
This is a messenger RNA of Spirometra erinaceieuropaei, 1710 nucleotides long. NCBI's taxonomy places the organism in Eukaryota, Metazoa, Platyhelminthes, Cestoda, Diphyllobothriidea, Diphyllobothriidae. The record is from the annotation of a GenBank genome assembly.